GUCCGUCUGUUGGACAGGCGGGCGAAGGAGCCGCCCCUUCCCAGCAGGCGGGCUCUGCGGGGCAGGGAGGGGAGAGGCUGAGAUGGGACUCUGGCCGGCCCCGCACACCGCCGAGCGCCCGCGCCAUGGCUCGCAACUUCGAGCUCCUCUUUGACUCCCUGGGACACUUCGGCAGAUACCAGGCAUGGGUUUAUUUUGCAUCUGUUUUUCAAUCUAUUUCUUGUGGCAUCCACUACUUGGCUUCUGUCUUCUUGGCUGUUACACCAAAGUUCAUAUGCAGUGUCCCUGGAAAUGUGAGUAGUGUUCUGAUUUAUAAUUCAUCUAGUUCAAGAAUAGAGGAUGCCUGGGCACUCUGGACAUCAGCACAACACUACAUCUUGGUGCAGCUGGAAAAUGGAGAUGUUUGGGAACUUAAUCAGUGCAGCAGGUCCAAACGAGAGGACACUUCAAAUUUUACUUACGAAUACAGUGGUAACAAGACGGAUGUUCAAUGCACUGAUGGAUUCAUCUAUGACCAGACCAAAUGGCAGAGCACCAUCGUGACAGAGUGGGAUUUAGUCUGUCAGCGGGAAUGGCUUGCAAAACUCACACAACCCACAUUCAUGUUGGGAGUCCUUUUUGGAGCUGUGAUCUUUGGAGAAAUUGCUGACAGGAUGGGGAGACGGCCCAUCAUGUGGUUCACCAGCACUGGCCAGUUUAUAUUUGGCAUUGCAGUGGCGUUCACAUUUGACUACACAAGCUUUGUGAUUGUCCGUUUCCUGCUUGCAAUGGUUUCAAGUGGCUAUCUGGUUGUAGUGUUUGUUUAUGUGACUGAAUAUAUUGGCAUAAAGGCUCGCACGUGGGCAUCCAUGCACGUCCAUGCGUUUUUUGCACUGGGGAUUAUGGUUGUGGCUCUGGUAGGCUACUUGGCCCCAACCUGGUGGGUCUACCAGAUAUGCCUUUCCGUAACAACUCUCCCCUUUGUCUUGUGCUGCUGGAUGCUCCCAGAGACACCCUUCUGGCUGCUCACAGAGGGAAGAUACGAAGAAGCACAAAAAGUAAUUAAUGUAAUGGCAAGAUGGAAUAAAGUAAGCACUCCUUGUAAAAUUUCUGAACUGUGUUCCGUCCAAGAUGAUCUAGUCAGUAGCAGAACGGGUGAUAAUGACAUUUCUCCCGUGAAGAAGCACAACAUCUUAGAUCUGUUUCAUAACUGGCACAUUGCAAGAAGGACCAUUACAGUCUGGCUGAUUUGGUUCACUGGGAGUUUAGGAUAUUAUGUGUUCUCCCUCAGUUCCGUGAACCUUGGAGGCAAUGAAUAUUUAAAUCUAUUUCUCAUAGGUGCUGUGGAGCUUCCUGCCUAUGUCCUCGCUUGCAUAGGAAUGGACAAACUGGGACGAAGGAACACCUUGAUCCCAUUCCUCAUCUCGAGUGCAGUGAUCUGCGCUCUAGUAAUGGUGAUACCUCAGGAUUACAGUGUUCUAGUUAUUGCAGCAAAUAUGGCUGGAAAGUUUGCAAUAGGUGUUGCAUUCGGCCUUAUCUACCUGUAUACGGCAGAGCUAUAUCCAACAGUUGCACGGACCCUUGCAGUGGGCAGUGGGAGCAUGAUGUGCCGGGUAGGGAGCGUGGUAGCCCCUUUCUGUGUUUAUCUGUCAAGUGUUUGGAUCUUUAUGCCACAGCUAAUUGUAGGAGUCAUGGCCUUUCUGAGUGGAGUGCUAACCCUGAUGCUACCAGAAACACUUGGGAAACCAUUGACAAAUACGUGGGCAGAACUCAUUGAGCAUGUGGAAAAAGACAGUGGCUCAGAAAAGCAUAUCCCAGCAUCUCAGGAUGGUGCAGCACGGGAGAAGAUUGAGAUGCUGAACCAAGAGGCACACGGCACUGCUGGAUAAGAUUUUUUAAAAAGCUAUUUAUGUGCUGUAUUGUGCUCCUUCGUUUGCAAUAUCCACUAGUUAGUACACGUUCCUUGUAAUCUGUACACUCUCUCAUCAUGGAGACAAGAAUUAGAGCUUGUAGAACAUAUUUUGAAGCUGUUCUGAAGCACCUUGUCAACAUAUGAAGUGAGUAAUGUUAAUUCAAAGAAAUAUGUUUUUCUGAUACUGAUUUUAAAAGGCCACCUAUAUUUUCUUUCUCAAAUUUCCUGCUGCAUUCAUUGUCACUUCAAAAUCCCCUGUCAAUAACGUUUGAAUUGCCAAAUGCAAGCACAAAAAACAUGAAUUGGUAUUGUCACAUUCUCGGACAUUUAGACAAUGUUUACACAGGAGGAAAACUCUCAAAUAAUUGUAGUGAUUUCUUAAUAAAUGGAACAUGCCAAUCUA
Messenger RNA from Lacerta agilis (Sand lizard), 2294 nucleotides. RefSeq names its product solute carrier family 22 member 16 (gene SLC22A16). Gene Ontology annotation, biological process: transmembrane transport. The record is from RefSeq and is a predicted model, not a curated record. The transcript has 8 exons. Bases 126 to 1868 code for a protein of 580 amino acids. Gene Ontology annotation, cellular component: membrane. Lineage: Eukaryota; Metazoa; Chordata; Lepidosauria; Squamata; Lacertidae.